Molecule: messenger RNA, 1420 nt
Organism: Thunnus maccoyii (southern bluefin tuna)
Lineage: Eukaryota; Metazoa; Chordata; Actinopteri; Scombriformes; Scombridae
Gene: gja11
Product: gap junction protein, alpha 11
Exons: 5
Coding region: 36-1073 (345 amino acids)
Biological process (GO): cell communication
Cellular component (GO): connexin complex
Source: RefSeq, a predicted model, not a curated record
GAUGGUCUCCUUCCUGAUAAGAUGCCAAAAGAACAAUGAAAGAACAGCUUCUUCUUCUUCUUCUUCACUUUCUCUUCCCGCCGUCCUCCGGAGGCAUCGCUCUCUUCAUCUACCCUUUUUUUUUCUCUAAAGCAGGACCGCUGGCGAAUGAAAUGGGCGAAUGGGAUCUACUGGGCCGCCUGCUGGAUAAAGUGCAGAGUCACUCCACAGUCAUCGGCAAGGUCUGGCUCACAGUGCUGUUUGUCUUCCGGAUCCUGGUCCUGACCGCCGGCGCUGAGAGGGUGUGGAGCGAUGAGCAGUCUGACUUCAUCUGCAACACCAGGCAGCCCGGCUGUGAGAACGUCUGCUACGACCUCGCCUUCCCCAUCUCUCACGUCCGCUUUUGGGUUUUUCAGAUCAUCGCUGUAGCGACCCCGAAGCUGCUUUAUCUCGGUCACGUCCUUCAUGUGAUCCACGUUGAGAAGAAGGUGAAAGAGAGAAUGAAGAAGCAGGCGGAGCUGGAUGACCAAGCCACUCUGUUCCUUAGGAGGGCGUACAAAGUCCCCAAGUACACCAAAAGCAGCGGCAAGGUCAGCAUCCGAGGCCGUCUCCUUCGCAGUUAUGUCCUCCAUCUUGUGGCCAAGAUCAUCCUGGAGGCUUUAUUCAUCGUGGGUCAGUACUUUCUUUACGGUUUCACCCUCCAGACUCGCUACGUCUGCGCCCGCUUCCCUUGCCCUCACACGGUGGACUGCUUCCUGUCCAGGCCUACAGAGAAAUCUGUCAUCAUCUGGUUCAUGCUGGUGUCUGCGAUCGUCUCCCUCGUCCUCGGUGUGGUCGAACUGGUCUAUCUGUGCGUGAAAGCUGUGAAGGAGUGCAUGGCGAGGAGGCAGGACUACACCGUGACCCCGGUGACGCCUCCGCUUUCGGAGAGGAAAGCUUAUAAAAGUCUAGACGAGAUCACCCAGAAUUGUGUCAACUUGGAGCUGGAGCUGCAGGGUAGAAAGUUGGGGGUGAACGGGGUCGCCGGCAGCGUGAACGAGGUCGCUAAAAACGUAUCAUCUGAGAACAACAACAUGGGGGAGGUUCACAUCUGAAACAUGGCGGCAGUGAUAGUUCCGCGUGUCCGCUUCACCUGAGUUCCUGUGUUUGUGUGCUUUGGGGUGAUGGUGAUGGUAACCAGCUUCUGUAAACAGGAAUCAGUCACAUGUAAAAUGCUGAUUAAAACGACUUCAGGUGACCUUUGUGACUUAAUACAAUAAAAAAACAAACCUUGUUUUCUUGAGUUCUCGGCAUAAUUUUAGACAAUGUAAAUUUCACAGUUUUGAUUCAAUAAACAUUUUAUAUUCAAGAUUCAGAUCUGUUUUAAUUCAGUUGGAAUACCAAAUGUUUUUACAGAUUGUCCGUUUAACAUUUAUGUCAUUAAAGUAAUUUUGACACCAGA